Callorhinus ursinus (northern fur seal) is the source of this 3296-nucleotide messenger RNA. NCBI's taxonomy places the organism in Eukaryota, Metazoa, Chordata, Mammalia, Carnivora, Otariidae. The record is from RefSeq and is a predicted model, not a curated record.
GGCGGCGGAGCAUGUGUGUGCCGCUGAGGCUGCCGCUCGCCCGGGACGCGGAGAGUGCAUGCCUCUCCCGGGCCAGACGGUGAAGCCGGAGAGGACGUGGAGGCAGCGGCGGAGGGGAAGAGCGGCGGGAGACAGGCUGGGCAUCCCUCUCGGGGGCUGGAGGGCCCCGGCUUGGCGGGGGUUAUGGCAUCGCUUGCGGACCGAAUGCGAGGCAACGGGCGCAUCGCCGCUGGGCUUCUGCUCAACCUACUGGUGUCCAUCUGCAUCGUGUUCCUCAACAAAUGGAUCUAUGUGCACCACGGCUUCCCUAACAUGAGCCUGACCCUGGUGCACUUCGUGGUCACCUGGCUGGGCUUGUACAUCUGCCAGAAGCUGGACAUCUUUGCCCCCAAAAGUCUACCGCCUUCCAAACUCCUCCUCCUGGCCCUCAGCUUCUGCGGCUUCGUAGUCUUCACCAAUCUCUCUCUGCAGAACAACACCAUAGGCACCUAUCAGCUGGCCAAGGCUAUGACCACGCCGGUCAUCAUAGUCAUCCAGACCCUCUGCUACAAGAAAACCUUCUCUACCAAAAUACAGCUCACGCUGAUUCCUAUAACUUUAGGUGUAAUCCUAAAUUCUUAUUACGAUGUGAAGUUUAAUUUCCUUGGAAUGGUGUUUGCCGCUCUUGGUGUUUUAGUUACAUCCCUUUAUCAAGUGUGGGUAGGAGCCAAACAGCAUGAAUUGCAAGUGAACUCGAUGCAGCUGUUGUACUACCAGGCCCCAAUGUCCUCCGCCAUGUUGCUGGUCGCCGUGCCCAUCUUUGAGCCAGUGUUUGGAGAAGGAGGAAUAUUUGGCCCCUGGUCAGUGUCCGCAUUGCUUAUGGUGCUGCUCUCUGGAGGAAUAGCUUUCAUGGUGAACUUAUCGAUUUAUUGGAUCAUUGGGAACACGUCACCAGUCACGUAUCCUUUUCCUAGUAACUCACAAAUGCAUAGUCUUUUACAUUUUCCCAAACUCUGUCAAUUCAUUUCCUUCUGGAGUCUUGCGCUUACAAUUACGUGGCCUACAUUGAGUAGCUAGACUUGUUUUCAGUCUUUUCCUGUAUCUUUCCACACUAGACUCUAUGGAAACUUACAGAAAGGUGAGCCAGGGAAAUGGGUUAGUUUUCUGUCUCACGAAGACUUUUUUAUUUUCUUAUGCGGUAAGUGACCUUUUUCCCUUAUCAAAAUCAACAUAGAACACCAAGCCUGGUACAUAGUUGAAUUAAAUAAGUACUUGUUGAGUGGAUAACGGAGUGGACGCCACGGUUUUUAGUCAUUUUGCAGUCCCUAUAGUAAUAAAGUACCGGUACAGCCAGUCCAAAAACAAAGGGUAACUUCGGACCAUUGACAUCUGACUUUUGAACAUGUUUCUGUGCGUAUUUGGGUACGGGUGCGUCUGUAUUUCUCAGUAUUACUUCCAAUCAGGAAAUGAAAUCAGGCCUUAGAGGUCUGAAUCAUUUUUAACAUUUUGCUUGUCAUUCUGUUUCUCUUCUCGUUUCACUCCAUCUCUACUCUUAAGCAAAGGCAAAGAAGGAUUUCCCCAAAUCAGAGAGGUAGUUUAGAAACAUUGAAUCCAAGUGUGCUGAUUUAUUUAAAUGAGUGAGCACUGAGAUGUCAGCAAAGUAAAAAAGCAGCCUGUUUGCCAACUAUCAAUAAAUAUCAACAACAGUUAUAAUAAAAGUAAUUUUUCUAAAAAAACCCCAACACUUAAUAAAUGUUUAUUUUGCACCAGGCACGUUGGAAAGAAACACUUCGGGUAUAUUAGGCAUCAGACUCUCAAAGCAGCUCCGUGAGGUAAAUUCUAUCACUGUAUUUUGCAGAGCAGGAAGCAGAGGUGCAGAGAGGUUAAGUAACACGCUUACGGUCCUAUAGCUGAGAAGUGUGGUGUCCAGAUUUGAACCCACACGUUCUAGUCCCAGACCUUUUACACCACGCUGCCGAAUCAAGGCAUCCAGUGAUGUGCCCUGAUUAAGAACAUUCGUUCAACAAAUAUUCAUUGAACCCCCACUAUAAACCAUGCAUUGACUUAAUAGGUGCUUACAUGAUGAGUAUCUACCAUAUGUUGGGCCCUGGAGAUACAGUAGUGAGCAAAAAUGCUUGCUCUCCCAGGUUUCAAUUCUGGUGAGGGAGACUAUAAACAAGAAAAAAAUUGAAGUAUACAUAUACAGUGUGAGGUAGUGUGAAGUGCCAAGGAGAAAAAGGAAAGCAGGAAAGAGGACCUGAAAUGUUGGCGGCUGGGUUGAAACUUUAGAGGGGGCAGUCAGGAAGGCUACUUUUGCGUGAAGACCUGGUGGAAAAGAAGUCGCCCCAUGCAGAUUGGGAUGAAGAGCGUUCCCUGCAGAGGGAGCAGCGGGGAGGCCCUGAUGAGCACCCAGGAGGCCUCAUGGUCGCAGCAGGGAGAUGACAGGUGGAGAAUAGUAAGGCUCUGAGCGGAACAGGGCGCCGGGCUGAGCAGAGCUUGUACCUGAGUGAGAUGGGAAGCCGUUGGCACUUGGGGCGGGGAAAUGACGUGGUUUUACCUAUGUCCUAAUGGGAUCACUCUGGGCUACUGAGUUGAGAGUAGACUGAAGCAGAGUGUUUCAGCCUCAGUGCUGUUGACCUUGUGGGUUGGACAGUUCUCGUUUGCAGAGGCCUGUCCUGUGCACCGUAGGAUGUUUAACAGCAUCCUGGCUUCUACCCACUAGAUGCCAGUAGCGCCCCUUUUUCCCAGUUACGACGGCCAGAAAGGUGUCCAGACGUUUUUGGUGACAAAAUCAGCCCGGUUGAGAAGCACUGCACUACAAGAGGCAAGAGAAGAAGGGACCCUGGAGAAAGGAUGGUGGUUUGGUACCAGGAUUGGAGCCUGGAAACAGGUGGCACGUGAAGGAUCGGAACCUAUCCACUGACAGAUGUAGAUUUCAAGGUGCAGUUAUUGGACCCAGUGACCUUGUGGCUUCACGGAGGCUCUGGAUGGCAGUACAGGUAGGACGAGAAGGUGUAGGACCACAGUCUUUGUCCAAGACGCGUGCCUGGAUCCAGAAAGGAUGUAAGCAAGCACCACAUGAGAAGGAGAACGGCUCAGGGGCAGGGAAUUGAUGAAGCUGUUGGCGGAACUUCGUAGGAAAGUUAAAAGAAUAAAAAAAUAAAUGUGAUUAAUAAAUAAAUAUGGGUUGCCACUAAGCAUAAAGGGCGUGAGCAAGGGAGAUGUUUUGGGCCACUUCUUUGGCCCCAGUUUCUAUCUUUUAAGUUUAUUUUUUAAGUAAUCUCUACACUCAGUGUGGGGCUCAAACUCAAGACCCU